Hyaloscypha bicolor E is the source of this 546-nucleotide messenger RNA. RefSeq names its product ankyrin. The annotation marks the transcript as partial. The transcript has a single exon. The record is from RefSeq and is a predicted model, not a curated record. Gene Ontology annotation, molecular function: protein binding. NCBI's taxonomy places the organism in Eukaryota, Fungi, Ascomycota, Leotiomycetes, Helotiales, Hyaloscyphaceae.
GCCGCCGCAGGGUACGAUCAGAAAAUCUCAGUGAUUCUAGAUACGAUCGAUAUAGUCCCUGACUGCAAGGAUGAGCGAGGUCGUACACCUCUCUCGGUAGCAGCUGCUCAAGGCCAUUCAGCAGCGGUCCGAUUAUUGUUAAGUCGGGACACGAGAGGAAUGAAUUCCGUUGACAAUUUGAAUCGGACGCCUCUAUUCUAUGCGGCUCAGCGUGGCGAAAAGAAAAUCGUCUUAAUUCUUCUUAAUCAAUCUCAAGUCAGCGCAGACAUAGCGGACAGCAACCACCACUCUCCACUGUCAGUCGCCGUCCAAGAAGGGCAUGAAGAUAUUGUUAGAUUACUCCUCUUGCGGAAUGACGUUAAAGUGAACUCGAAAGACAAAUAUGGCCGUACAUCUUUGUCAUUCGCAGCUGAGGGAGGAAACAUGAGCAUGGUGAAAAUCUUGCUCGACCACGGUUGUGACAUCAACAUUGCAGAUCGCAAUGGCUAUAGUCCACUAUGGUAUGGGCUUGAGAAGAAACACGAAGUGGUCGUGAAGUUUUUGCUC